Messenger RNA from Raphanus sativus (radish), 1968 nucleotides. RefSeq lists its product as uncharacterized. Gene Ontology annotation, molecular function: zinc ion binding; nucleic acid binding. The record is from RefSeq and is a predicted model, not a curated record. NCBI's taxonomy places the organism in Eukaryota, Viridiplantae, Streptophyta, Magnoliopsida, Brassicales, Brassicaceae.
AUGGAGACAGAGAUGGAAGAGAGCCGAGGCCUCCAUGACAAUGAGACAAAUGAUACAGAGAGAUAUGAGAAUGAGACAGAGACGAGGCUUCCAUGUGAUGAAGAAGCAAGAGUUGAGAGAAAUGUGAGGGAUUUUAUAGAUGAAGAGGUUGAUUUGUUUGCUACACCAGUCGGCUCAGAUGAUGAUCAAGAUGCUAAUGAGGGAGAUGGCUAUCUCACCUACAAGAAAGGUAGUGGUGAGUUUCAGUUAAAACAAGCCUUUGAUAGUCUAGAGGCUUUUAAACAGGCGAUGGUAGAUUAUGUGUUAAAAAAUGGUUGGAAUGUGAAGUAUGUUCGUUGGGAUAAAGACAAAUCUGAAGCGAGAUGUGCUUGAAGCAGAAAAGGAGAGGAAGAUUGUAUGUGGAGGAUAUACUGCUCCUAUGAAGAACCAUUACAAAAAUGGAUGGUUAAAGUCUACGUUAAGGAUCAUAGUUGCAGUAAGAGUGGGUACUCUAAGCUGAUUACACAAGAGGUCAUUGCAAAGUUGUUUGUAAACGAUCUUAGAAACAAUCCCAACAUAAGGCCAAAGGACAUUAUGGAAGAAAUUCAGAAGCGUUGGGAAUUGACUGCAACCAUAGAUCAGUGUAGACAUGCAAAGAAAAAGGCUUUAGAGAUGAUCAAAGAGGAGCAUGAUCUACAAUUCUCAAGGCUUAGAGAUUACCGGCUGGAGUUGUUAGAGUCCAAUGAAGACUCAACAGUAGAGCUCGAGACACUCCAUGGAGAUGACGGUGAAGAUAUUUUCUACAUAUUUUACGUCUGCUUUGCUGCAUUGAAGAAGACUUGGUCUGCUCAUGCCGACCGAUCUUUGGUCUUGACGCAUGCUUCCUCAAGUGCACAACAAAGGAACGAUUUAAACCUUUGCAAUGGUGAAGGCUUUACAAUCAUAUCAGAUCGACAGAAGGGAUUACUUAAGGCGGUAUCAAAUCUCUUGCCAAUGGUUGAGCACAGGAUGUGUGCAAGACACAUAUACGCUAACUUGAAGAAGAAACAUCCACAUAGAGCAGACAUGAAAGGCUUAUUUUGGAAGGUUGCCAAGAGCUACAAUACGGCGCAGUACAACAGGAGAGUGGAUGCAGUGAAAGCAUAUGACAUGAGCGUAUAUGAUUCGAUGAUGGAGAAGAAUCCCAAAAACUGCAGCCUCGCCUACUUUACUCCUUCCUCGACUUGUGAUGACGUGAGCAACAACAUAUCAGAGUCUUUUAACCAUGCGAUUGAUCCAGCUAGAGCAAUGCCACUGGUGGAAAUGCUGGAAACAAUACGCAGAAAAGCUAUGUUACGCAUUGCGGCAAGGAAGCUGAUAUCAAUGAAUCACAGAGGGAAGUUCAGUAUUAAGGCAAUGGAAAAAGUCAGUAAGGAGCAAAAGAAAAUCCGUGGCUGCACUAUAUAUCCUUGCGGUUUUGAUGUGUUUGAGGUGCAGGAGAAAAACACUGCAUACAAAACGAAGAUGGUUGACCAAACUUGCACUUGUCGAAAGUGGGAGAUGUCGGGAUUGCCUUGCCGUCAUGCUCUGAAGAUUAUUUCUGUAAAGAAACGCAAGCAAGAGGAUUAUAUGGCAGAUUGUUACCUCACCUCGACAUGGAGAAAGCAGUAUGAAACACCCAUUAAAGCUGUCCGUGGGAUAACCUUUUGGGAAAAAUCAGUAGAUGCAGAGAUUGUUCCACCACCAGGAAAACCAGAGCAAUCAAGAGGAAGAAAGAAAAUUCCUAAGCGCAUAAAAGGGAGGAACGAGUCUCCAAGUAAGAAAAAGACCAAGGCUAGGAAUGAGUCACCUACAAAGGUUUCAAGGGAGAGAAGGAACAUUCAUUGUGGCCGAUGUGGAGAAGUAGGACAUAACGUAAGGAAGUGCAAACAAGUUGGAGUUCCGGUUCAAAGACCACCAAAGAAGAAGAAUGUCACACAAGAUGAAGGACCUAGUCAAGUGAUCGACUGA